AUGGGCGCCUCCAGUUCCUCCGCACUGGCCCGCCUCGGCCUCCCAGCCCAGGCCCGGCCCAGGUGGCUUGGGGUGGCCGUGCUGGGACUGGCCGCGGUGGCGCUGGGGGCUGUCGCCUGGCGCCGAGCAUGGCCCAGGCGGCGCCGGCGGCUGCAGCAGGUGGGCACCGUGGCGAAGCUCUGGAUCUACCCUGUGAAAUCCUGCAAGGGGGUGCCGGUGAGCGAGGCGGAGUGCACGGCCAUGGGGCUGCGCAGUGGCAACCUGCGGGACAGGUUUUGGCUGGUGAUUAAGGAAGAUGGACACAUGGUCACUGCCCGGCAGGAGCCUCGCCUGGUGCUGGUCUCCAUCACUUAUGAGAACAACUGCCUGAUCUUCAAGGCUCCAGAUAUGGGCCAGCUGGUUUUGCCUAGCAAGCAGCCUUCCUCAAACAAACUCCACAACUGCAGGGUAUUUGGCCUUGACAUUAAAGGCAGAGACUGUGGCAAUGAGGCAGCUCAGUGGUUCACCAACUUCUUGAAAACAGAAGUGUAUAGAUUGGUUCAAUUUGAGACAAACAUGAAGGGAAGAACAUCAAGAAAACUUCUCCCUACUCUUGAUCAGAAUUACCAGGUGGCCUACCCAGACUGCAGCCCGCUCCUGAUCAUGACAGAUGCCUCCCUGGUAGAUCUGAAUACCAGGAUAGAGAAGAAAAUGAAAAUGGAGAAUUUCAGGCCAAAUAUCGUGGUGACCGGCUGUGAUGCUUUUGAGGAGGAUACCUGGGAUGAACUCCUAAUUGGCAGUGUAGAAGUGAAAAAGAUAAUGGCAUGCCCCAGAUGUAUUUUGACCACGGUGGACCCAGACACUGGAGUCAUAGACAGGAAAGAGCCACUGGACACCCUGAAGAGCUACCGCCUGUGUGAUCCUUCUGAGAGGGAAUUAUACAAGUCGUCUCCGCUUUUUGGAAUCUAUUAUUCAGUGGAAAAAAUUGGAAGCCUGAGAGUUGGUGACCCCGUGUAUCGGAUGGUGUAGUGACGGAUCCACUAGGGUAAUAUGGUAAAAGGCUUCAGCAACCAGGAGGGAUUGACUGAGAUCUUAACAACAGCGGCAGCAAUACCUCAGCAAAUCCUUAUUAUCCAGCCUUCAACUAUCUUUACCCUGGAAAACAAUCUCGAUUUUUGACUUUUCAAAGUUGUGUAUGCUCCAGGUUAAUGCAAGGAAAGUAUUAGAGGUGGGAAUAUGAAGGUAUAUGUACAGAUUUUAGGUACUGAAGGCUUUAAAAAUAAUUAACAUCAUCAAAAAUGCUAUUUUGAAUGUUAUCAUGGCUAUUAUGCUUUUACUUCCUGACUUUUUGAUGAAUAAAGCAAGUUUAAUGAAUCAACUAAAAAGCUGCAAAAAUGUUUUUAAAAUGUGUUCCUUUUAUUAACUAUCAGGAUUACCUGAUGUGCAGGACACAUGUUACCACACUCACAAAUGCCUAAUGUUGGUCUUUACGUGGCCAUUGAGUCCUGUUGACUUUUCACUCAUGUGCUCUAGCAUUAUGGAAUCUGGGCUGUACUUGAGUAUGGAAAUUCUCUUAUAGACUUAGUUUUAAUAUUCUAUUACACCUUUAUUAAGCCAUAUAAAAGUCAUCUGUUUGUGUGUAACUGCUAGACACACCACCUGGAAUUCCAAGUAAGAUAAAGAAGAGGAUGACAUUUAAAAGAGGAUGGAAUUUUAAGAGUAGGAUUGCAAGGAAGACAGCAUGAACGUAUUUUUUUCAAUGCAAAUAAUUUUUUUGUAACAAAAAAACCAAACUACUUUGGUAUGAUCUUAAGCAAAAAUACUCACUGAAAUAGUAUAUGGAUGAUUUCACCUACUUACAAUUUUACGGUUUCUUUGUAACUAAUAAACAUGAAUCUCAAUCCUGCUUUA
Molecule: messenger RNA, 1890 nt
Organism: Chlorocebus sabaeus (green monkey)
Lineage: Eukaryota; Metazoa; Chordata; Mammalia; Primates; Cercopithecidae
Gene: MTARC2
Product: mitochondrial amidoxime reducing component 2
Biological process (GO): nitrate metabolic process
Cellular component (GO): mitochondrial inner membrane
Molecular function (GO): molybdopterin cofactor binding; nitrate reductase activity; molybdenum ion binding
Source: RefSeq, a predicted model, not a curated record